AUGAAGCGGACCUGUCGAACAAUUUCCCAAUGGACAAAUUCUGUGCCCAAGAGACAUGCAUCACGGUCAUUUACAUGCGGUUCAGCCCACAGAAGAAGCGCCCAACAGACCAACUCGAAUUCGAGGUCACCCAUACAUCAUCAACAAGCGAGCGUCGCCAGUUCCACCCUGCUGCGACGUGCACGAACGUUUCACACCUCUUCGACAGCAUGGCACGGUCAUUUGACGCCGCCUAAAGCGGGCGAGGAACGUAAAAUAACAUUCAUCGACAAGGAGGGCCAGUCACAUGAGUUCUUAGUAGGUGACGGUGACAAUCUAUUGGAUAUCGCGCAGGCCCACGACCUGGAAAUGGAGGGCGCAUGUGGAGGCAGCUGUGCGUGCAGUACAUGUCAUGUCAUUGUCGAAGACGGGGACAUGUAUGAUAAAAUUGAAGAGGCUUCGGACGACGAGAAUGACAUGCUCGAUCUAGCUUUUGGUCUCACCGAGACUAGCCGAUUGGGCUGCCAAGUCACUAUGAGCAAAGCACUGGACGGGCUUGUGGUUCGCCUACCGGCCAUGUCAAGAAAUAUGCAGGCUUCUGAUUUUGCUGAGAGGGAAAAGAAAUGA
This is a messenger RNA of Dissoconium aciculare CBS 342.82, 606 nucleotides long. Its product is annotated as 2Fe-2S iron-sulfur cluster binding domain protein. Bases 1 to 606 code for a protein of 201 amino acids. The transcript is spliced from 2 exons. NCBI's taxonomy places the organism in Eukaryota, Fungi, Ascomycota, Dothideomycetes, Mycosphaerellales, Dissoconiaceae. Gene Ontology annotation, cellular component: mitochondrion. Gene Ontology annotation, molecular function: 2 iron, 2 sulfur cluster binding. The record is from RefSeq and is a predicted model, not a curated record. Gene Ontology annotation, biological process: P450-containing electron transport chain; positive regulation of oxidoreductase activity.